Molecule: messenger RNA, 2755 nt
Organism: Galendromus occidentalis (western predatory mite)
Lineage: Eukaryota; Metazoa; Arthropoda; Arachnida; Mesostigmata; Phytoseiidae
Gene: mtm
Product: phosphatidylinositol-3-phosphate phosphatase
Exons: 15
Coding region: 178-2226 (682 amino acids)
Biological process (GO): phosphatidylinositol dephosphorylation
Cellular component (GO): membrane; cytoplasm
Molecular function (GO): phosphatidylinositol-3,5-bisphosphate 3-phosphatase activity; phosphatidylinositol-3-phosphate phosphatase activity
Source: RefSeq, a predicted model, not a curated record
AAUAACAAUACAAGCAGAGACCCAAGUUGGGCGUAUUUUCUGUCAGUCAAUUGUCAAAUGGUGGAUGGUGUGAUUAAAUGAGUGUUUGUUCCUUCUGAGUUCCCGGAUACCUACGGUGCUUCGGCCUCAACUCUCCUUUGAUAAACCCCCCAGGAGCGUUCGACGCAGCGCCGGAAAAUGGGUGAUGAAAGGGAUUCGCAGGAUUCCGGCUUGGAUAAAUCUUCCAUGUUGUACGAAGUGACGAAGUCUUUGGACACGCUGCUGGAACUUUCGUCCUCUUCACGAGAGACUUUUAACCUGAAUGCGUCAGCUGCUGCGAGCUCGACCGACCACGGUGGGAGCGUGACGCCAACGUCGAGCCUCGUCUCGGGUAGUGCCUCCGAUCAAGGAUCCAGCAACGCGAACACCAUGGACAGCAAUGCUCGAAAAUCCCUGAAUUUCGAGGAUAUCCCGCUUCUCCCCGGCGAGAAGCCGCCCCUGAAAAAUGCUCAGGACGUGUCCUAUCUCUGCCCUUUCCACGACCCGAUUCGAGGCACGCUCUACGUCACGAACUACAAACUGUAUUUCAAGAGCGUGGAUCCCAUCUACGUUUUGGACGUACCUCUAGGAGUGAUUUCACGGAUAGAGAAGAUCGGAUAUCACUCCUCGAAGCAGGAAAAUGCGUAUGGGAUCGAGGUCGUAUGCAAAGACAUGCGGUCACUUAAAUUCGCACACAAACAGGAGGGACACUCUCGUCGCGACAUCUUCACGAAGAUGACACAGUACGCUUUCCCCUUGACGAAUAACUUGGAAUUCUUCGCGUUUGACUACUCGGAGAAGUUCCCAGAGAAUGGUUGGUCGGUAUACGACGCAGAAGCCGAACUCAAACGUCAGGGAUUGCCGACAGAGAGCUGGAGGAUUUGCAAUAAGAACUCCGGCUACAAGCUCUGCGACACGUACCCUGAGAUUUUCGGGGUUCCCGCUUUAGCAGAUGAUCCCAUGUUGGAAGUUGUCGCGGGUUUCCGGUCCAGGGGUCGACUUCCGGUGCUUUCCUGGAUCCAUCCCGAAACUCAUGCGACCAUCACACGCUGUGCUCAGCCUCUGGUUGGGAUGGUCGGCAAGCGGUGUACGGAAGACGAAAAAUACCUCAGUUAUAUCAUGGAGGCGAACACGCAUUCGUCCAAGCUGUACAUUAUGGAUGCGAGACCGCUUGUCAAUGCUGUUGCGAACAAGGCUAUGGGUGGAGGUUAUGAAAGCGAAGAUGUCUACAAGAAGAACGCCGAGAUCACCUUUUUAGAUAUUCACAAUAUUCACGUGAUGCGAGAGUCUCUACGGAAGCUCUCGGAAGCCUGCUUUCCGAACAUCGAAGACAAUCACUGGUUGUCGAAUGUCGAGAGCACCCAUUGGUUAGAUCACAUAGGGUGUGUGCUUGCCGGCGCCGUGAAAAUAGCAUACAAGGUCGAGGGGAGCCGGUCUUCGGUUCUGGUGCACUGUAGUGACGGCUGGGAUCGAACGUCUCAAUUGACAUCGCUCGCAAUGCUGCUCCUCGAUCCCUAUUACAGAACUGUUAAAGGAUAUCAGGUGCUUAUCGAGAAAGAAUGGUGUUCUUUCGGUCACAUGUUCGGAACGCGUUACGGUCACGGUGUCGAUCAUUACUCGGACUCGGAUCGAAGUCCAGUAUUCGUGCAAUUCGUUGAUUGCACUUGGCAGGUCAUGAAGCAGUUCCAAAACGCAUUUGAAUUCAACGAGAAUUUCCUGGUCACCAUACUGGACCACCUGUACAGCUGUUUGUUCGGGACUUUUCUGUACAAUAGCGAGAAAAUUCGAGGGGAAAAGAAUCUCAAGGAAAAAACGCAGUCUUUGUGGUCAAUGAUCAACUCCAACAUAGACCAGUUUGUGAACCCCAUGUACACUCGUUAUCCCCAACAAAGUGUGCUCUUCCCCGUCGCAUCUCUCAGGAGGAUCCGACUGUGGAAAACUUACUACUGUCGAUGGAAUCCUCGCAUGAGGUCUCAACAACCGCUGAUCACAAGAGGAGUCGAAUUGCUUCAGCUGCGACGUCUCCUACAGAAACAAGUGGACGAAUGCCUCAGAGAGGUUGCUGCGUAUCAGGCUAGGAAAAAGGACAAGGAGUCCACCUCUACCUGCGGAGUCACUCGUAGUGGUGGGGGGAACCCUGAUCCUGGAAGUAGUUCUGGGGGCAGCAGUCCAGGAGGCCAGAGUACCCAUCAGCCGGUGAUGGUUUGACCCGAUCUAGAAAUCUAGAGAAUAUGUAGGUUGGACUCACUCUCGAGCAAAACGCCCUUUUCCUGACAAUUCGAUCCGCAAACGUACGGAAAUUCUCGAUAGAAACUCCGCCGAAGCUCCUGAUUGAGCUGAUUGGGAUAAGCAGAAAAUUCGAUCCGAGAGGAGUCGAAUUGGAGGACGUUGGCGCUUUUCCCUCGCUCGAUAUAUCGGAGCUUUGUAAGGGAAAAGAGAUUGUGAGAUCUAAUGGAUCGAAGGCCGAGUUCUACUCAUUUAAGCUUUACUUCACGACGUAAGAGAACGCAAUCGGGAGACAAUGAAAAGGUUCUGCAUUUCAUCAAGGGUGUUCCAUUCUUAAUUCGCUGAGCUAACGGCUCCAUAGGUCACACCCCAACAUCUCUCCAGGGACGAGAAUCCACGCGUUUUUCCGGACAUCAUAAUUUGGGAAGUUCCUAUGAGCCGAGGAAAUCUACGAGAACUCAUGUAUUGGGUGGACCCAUUAAUUAGUAGGAUGAAUAAACGAGAAGAGCUU